AUGAAUAGCAAUAGUUCUCCCUUACAAUCCCAGCAGUAUUAUCCCCAAGAUGUACCCGUAGACUCCAUUCAAAAACAACAACCACAUAAUAAUAGCUCACAAAAGCCCUUUCAACACCAAUUAGAACAACCGCAACAAACAAUUUAUACUGAGCCAGUUGUUAAAACUGAGAAUGAAACCCAAUCCGGAAAUGCUUCAACAGCGGCAAAGGAAGCUGAUACGAAAAAAAAGAGAGCUGGUCCUAAAAGACGAAAGGUUACUCACGCAUGCGUAUAUUGUCGAAGAUCUCAUAUGACUUGUGAUGAUGGUCGUCCUUGUCAACGUUGCAUCAAGCGUAGCAUAGGGCAUCUUUGUCAUGACGAGCCAAAGGGUACUCACGGUUCUCAACAAGUGUCCACCGGACACAAUGUUUUAACGGCCGGUAUUUUAACUAUGCAAUCGCUUCCUCAGGACGUUAUGAGAUCAAAUGCUUAUAAUAAUUUAGCCAUGCAAGGAUUUUCCGGACAAUUACCGACGACACCUCUCACUUUUGCUAGUGAGCAUAUGGGUCAUGAAUUUACAGUUCUUACUGACUUUUUGGAGAGUGUGGAUGGAAAUACACAUAAUAAUCAAAACGCUGAUGGAACUCCAAUAGAUUUUACUGAGAAAUUUCUUUUGACGGCUGCUGAUCCGUCUGAUGGUACUUCGGAAGAUCGACUAACUCAAGUGAUUAAUGCAAAGUUUGAGGCUGGUUUUUUAAAGCCAUAUAAUUACGUCAGCGGAUAUGCCCGAUUACAAAGAUAUAUGGAAAAUAAACAACGAAUUUUGAGUACACUUGGAACUUUUCGACCCACUUUUCGUAAUAUCGCACAGUCUUUAACAGACAUAGACUUAGUUUUAGUAGAAGAAAAUUUUGAACGACUUUUGUUGGAUUAUGAUAGGGUAUUUAGUUCAAUGGGAAUCCCUGCUUGUCUAUGGCGUAGGACAGGUGAAAUUUAUAAGGGAAAUAAAGAAUUUGCGUUACUUAUAGGAGUCCCUGUUGACAUGCUUAGAGAAGGAAGGCUCUGUAUAUAUGAGUUAAUGAUGGAGGAUUCAGCUGUGAAUUAUUGGGAGAAAUACGGUAACAUAGCAUUUGAUGCUGGUCAGAAAGCAGUGUUAACAUCUUGCUUAUUAAAAGGACCAGAUCAAGAUAGGCAGAAUGUUAUUUCUUGUUGCUUUUCAUUCACAAUCCGUCGGGACAAGUAUAACAUGUACGUGUAA
Messenger RNA from Funneliformis caledonium, 1239 nucleotides. The record is from the annotation of a GenBank genome assembly. Lineage: Eukaryota; Fungi; Glomeromycota; Glomeromycetes; Glomerales; Glomeraceae.